UCCCACCUCCUUCUGCACGCCAUAAAAGUCAAUAUAAGCAUGGUAGAGAUGACUGGGCUAUACCAAUCAUGGGAAAGCAAGUCUUCUGCCGGGCUCUCGUCUCUGCAAAUUGGCUCUCAGGAGCCCUAAAGUCCCGGCCUAACUUGAGGGUCCUGGAUGCCACGUACGAUAAGGAUGCCCAGAAGCAGUUCUCACAGAGGCACAUGCCCAAGGCAAGGUUUUUUGACCUGGACCAAUGCAAAGAUCAAGCUUCACCUUAUGAGAUGAUGCUGCCCAGUGAGAAACAUUUUGGCCAAUAUGUAGGCAACCUUGGGAUCAAUAAUGACAGCCAUGUUGUGGUUUAUGAUACUGAUAAGAUGGGCAUGCUCUCUUCCCCAAGGGUCUGGUGGAUGUUUCGGGUAUUUGGGCAUAAGAAUGUCUCUGUUUUGGAUGGUGGGCUUCAGAACUGGCUGAAGCAGGGGCUUCCUGUAACAUCAGAGAAUCCACAGUAUGGACCCGAGACCUUCCGAGCAAAGCUGGACCCCUCUCUGCUGAAAAGAUUUGAAGACAUUCAGGACAACAUCAGCAGCAAGCGCUUCCAGGUGGUGGAUGCCCGGUCAGCGGGGAGAUUCAGGGGCCCGGAGCCAAAGCCCGGGGAAGGCAUUGAACCCGGGCACAUCACUGGCACCGUCAAUCUUCCUUUCUCCAGUUUCCUAACAAAGGAGGGUUAUGAGAAAUCCCCGGAAGAGAUCCAGCGUCUGUUCCAGGAGAAGGGGGUGGACCUGAACAAGCCCAUGGCUGCUUCUUGCCGUCGAGGAGUCACAGCGUGCCACGUGGCACUGGCUUCUUUCAUUUUGGGCAAAGAGAACACAGCGGUCUAUGAUGGCUCCUGGUCUGAAUGGUUCCACCGGGCCAAACCUGAGCACAAGGUGUUUGAGAAGAACUAGAGAGGCAAGAGGGGCUACAUGUUUAGGCCACUGACCUCUGCCAUGGACAACUGGAGUCACAGUCUCCAUUGCUGUAACUGCCACACAAGAUUAUAGGGACUUUGUUACCCAUAGCAACUAACUGUCAGCUAUCAUUAUUAUAAGUCUCUCUGGCAGUCAAGGGUAACUGCUUAUUGGUUGCUAUGGGUUACUGGACUGUAUUAUAAACAAUAGCAGGAAAAUGGAACAUGCAGUCUUGUCCUGUACCCAUAAUGAUUUUGCUAAAGCCAGAUGUGAGUAUAUAUAUAUAUUUGUGGGUGGGUGGGCAUGUCAGAGAGGUUACUCUACAUGAAUUUGUAAACUAAGAAUCAAUAAAUGUGUAUUUGUCUGCCUGUC
Xenopus laevis (African clawed frog) is the source of this 1301-nucleotide messenger RNA. RefSeq names its product thiosulfate sulfurtransferase-like. The transcript is spliced from 2 exons. Bases 69 to 926 code for a protein of 285 amino acids. The record is from RefSeq and is a predicted model, not a curated record. NCBI's taxonomy places the organism in Eukaryota, Metazoa, Chordata, Amphibia, Anura, Pipidae.